Messenger RNA from Microthlaspi erraticum, 2040 nucleotides. Lineage: Eukaryota; Viridiplantae; Streptophyta; Magnoliopsida; Brassicales; Brassicaceae. The record is from the annotation of a GenBank genome assembly.
AUGCCCUAUACAGUGGCCAAGCGCCUUGGCAUAACAAGCUUUAGACCUACAAAGAUUACAAAGAUUCAAUUGGUUUUUGCUGAUCGAUCGGUGAGGCGGCCUAUUGGCAUCGUGAGCGAUGUACAAGUUAUGGUCGGGAAGUAUUUCAUACCGGCCGACUUUGUGGUGCUAGAACUAGAUCAGGAACCAAGAGAUCCCUUGAUCCUCGGGCGACCAUUCUUAGCCACGGCCGGAGCUAUUAUUGAUUUAAAGGGAGGAAAGAUAGACCUACACUUAGGAGACUUGGUGAUGAAGUUUCAAAUUGACAAGACCUUGGGGAAACCAACCAUCGACGGAUUCUCUUUCUUGGUGGACAAUCUAAGUGAAGUUUCUGAAGGAGUGUACGAGGAGAUGAUAAUGGACGAUCCUUUAGAAGUGGCACUAACCCAUAUGGAGAAAGAAGGAGGCUACUUUAACAGAGAAGCGCGGGAGAUAACCAAACUUCUAGACGACGCGGAGACUUACAAAAGCCUAGUGGCUUACAUUGGUCUGGGGGAAGAAGUAAUAAGCGCAAACACCUCAAAAGAAGCAUUGAAGCAAUCAAAGGAGCCAUGGAGUAAGCUAAGAGCACCAAACAUUGAACUUAAGGAGCUCCCUGUAGGGCUAAGGUACGCAUUCCUCGGUCCCAACAAUACAUACCCAGUGAUAAUUAAUUCAAACUUGUCAAAUGUAGAGACCGCGCUAUUACUUUGCGAACUAAGAAAACACAACAAGGCCCUUGGGUACACCCUUGAGGAUAUAGCCGGUAUUUCUCCUGAUCUUUGUAUGCACAGGAUACAUCUCGAGGAUGAGUCUAAGUCCUCCAUAGAGCAUCAAAGGAGACUAAACCCAAACUUGAAAGAUGUCGUGAAGAAGGAGAUAAUGAAACUCUUGGAAGCUGGAGUGAUAUACCCUAUCUCGGACAGCACAUGGGUGAGCCCGGUCCACGUAGUUCCAAAAAAGGAAGGAGUAACGGUCAUAAGGAAUGAGAAUGACGAACUCAUACCCACCAGAACGAUCAAAGAGGCUCUCAUUAGCGCGCCGAUCGUACAAUCACCGGAUUGGGAGCUUCCUUUUGAGAUUAUGUGCGACGCAAGCGACUACGCCGUUGGAGCUGUGCUAGGCCAAAGAAAAGAGAAGAAACUCCACGUCAUAUACUAUGCAAGCCGGACCCUCGACGAGGCACAAUGCAACUAUGCCACCACGGAGAAGGAGUUAUUGGCGAUUGUCUUCGCAUUCGAGAAGUUUCGCUCUUAUCUUGUUGGCUCGAAAGUCAUAGUGCAUACCGACCACGCGGCGCUCAAUUAUCUGCUGUCAAAGAAAGAUGCAAAGCCAAGACUUAUACGCUGGAUACUUCUUUUGCAAGAAUUUGACCUAAAGAUCAUUGAUAGGAAAGGCGCGGAGAAUGGCGUGGCCGACCAUCUUUCAAGAAUGAGAAUUGAAGAGAGCAUACCUAUAGAUGACUCGUUACCAGAGGAAACGGUCUAUGCAGUCAGUGCAGUGCCUAUAUCGAGGGAGGAGACCACACCAAGAGCCACCACGGAGAGGAGAAUUGCUUUUGGCGCACCUUGGUAUCGUCAUAUAGCCAACUAUCUCACGGCCGACAUAGAACCUCCGCACUUCUAUGGAUACAAGAAGAAGAAAUUUUUGAAAGACAUCAGAUUUUACUUCUGGGACGAACCGUACCUCUACAAGAAAUGCCAAGAUGGAAUGUUUAGAAAAUGCGUGCCAGAGGAGGAGAUAGCCGGGAUUCUGAACGGAUGUCAUGGAUCGGCUUACGCAGGUCAUUUUGCCACGUUCAAGACAGUCUCUAAGGUCUUGCAAGCAGGUUUUUGGUGGCCUACGAUGUUUAAGGACGCUCAAGCAUUCAUUUCGCGCUGCGACGCUUGUCAAAGAAUGGGGAAUAUAAGCAAGAGGAACGAGAUGCCCCAAAUCUUUAUCUUGGAAGUUGAGGUGUUCGAUGUUUGGGGAAUUGACUUCAUGGGCCCUUUCCCACAUCUUUUGGAGACCAAUACAUUCUAG